CGGUCUGAUUGUCAAUGUCAAUUUUGACGUUUGUUUCAAUUUUCAUUUUAAUAAUUUUAAAAGGGCUGCUGGGGAAAAAUAUUCAAUUCAAAGUAAAAUAAAAUGUCUGGUUCGCUUACAGGCUUAACUACUCACACUAGAAAGGUGCAGAGUUUAUAUAAGAGAUCACUUCGUAUGUUAGAAAAUUGGUAUGAUAGAAGAGAAGUCUACAGGUACCAUGCAGUGCUAAUGAGGCAAAGAUUUGAUCAAAAUAAAGAUAUUGGAGAUAUUAGAAUAGCAAAAGAUUUGAUUUCAAAAGGAGAAACUGAACUCUUUGAAAAUGCUCAUUGGCAUCCUAGAAAAUUCCCUGACUCACCUGGUGGUGUUGCCUAUGGCAGAGAGGUUCCUCCUCCAGAUUGGGUAGCUGAUUAUUGGCAUCCUCUUGAGAAAGCCCAAUAUCCAGAAUAUUUUGCUCGCCGUGAACAAAGAAAGAAGGAAUAUGUAAAACUUUGGGAAGACAAGUACGGAAAAGCUUCAACCUUUACUCCACAUUAAGUUCAUUUUUCAUUUAUGUAGAUUGAUAGCUGUUAUAUAAUUCUUUUAGAACCAA
Molecule: messenger RNA, 589 nt
Organism: Diabrotica balteata
Lineage: Eukaryota; Metazoa; Arthropoda; Insecta; Coleoptera; Chrysomelidae
Source: the annotation of a GenBank genome assembly